UGCCGCCCGGGCCGGCAGCCGCCUCCCCUGCACGGCUUCCGCGUCACGGUGCCGAACGCCACCUGCCUUCUCCGUAUAAAGGCGCCACCGGCCUCGCCCCCAGGACUCGGCCCCAUGGAGACGCCGCGGGUCGCGGCUGGCGCUCGGCGGGGUGAGGCGCGUGGCGGGGCGGGGGGCGCGGACCCCGGGGGCGGGUGGGCGGCGCGGGGAGGGCUCCGGCCGGUCCGGAGGGGAGGGACGUGGGGCGGGUCUCUCCGAUUUCGCCGGUCCCCGGGAACCACUCUAACUUAGCCCAAGUUGGGGGGAGCCUCGGGGAGGAGGGCUGAGGUCCGGAGGGAGGCCGAGGGGCCGCGGAGCUCGGGGCCGCGACAGCCUCCGCGUCACCCGCGCCCGGCGGCCAACCAGAGUUUCCCAGCAACUUUUCUCGCCACUGGGUCGCCUCGGAAACUUCCCCCCCCCCCCCCCCCGGCCGGGGAGUCCGGCCGCGGGCCCUGCGCCUCCUCGGCCUGGGCUCCGAGCGCGGGGCGGGCGGAGGCGCUGACCUCAGCGGGGAAGCCCCCGGUACCCCCUCCCCCCCCGCCAGCGCCUUCCAACCCCGGGUUUCCAUCAGAGAGCCCCGCCCCGCAGCUGUGGGGGCGCGGCGACGUCCUCCGAGGCCUCCCAGGACUUCUGGCUCCCCAGGGUUGCCACGGGACUAGGGGCGGGGUAGGAAGUGGAGUCAGACAGCGUAAGUUCAAGUCCUUGCGCCACCAGCUAACAGCUGGAUGACCUUAAGCAAGUUCUUGAAGUCUGUGGCUCAGCUUCAUCCUGUAUAUACUGGGAAUGAUGACUUCUAGCUGGGACAGCUUUCGAGAGGGUAGGAGAGGUGACACGUGCGGCCGGCUUUGCCCGUUGCCACCAGAGCUGUGACAGGUGCUUUCCAUCGGUGUGAGCUGUGAGUGGCAGGUGGAAAGAGGUCCACUCAGGAAGCCAGCCCCACCAUGAGUCUGUGGGAACUUGACAGUCGUAGCUGCCAAGGUACUCCCAGGCCAGAUCAGGAGCCCAGCACUGAGGAGGCAUCGGCUGUGGAACUACAGAUGAAGGUUGAUUUCUUUCGGAAGCUAGGCUACUCAUCUGCUGAGAUCCACAGUGUCCUGCAGAAACUGGGGGUGCAGGCCGACACCAACACGGUGCUGGGCGAGCUGGUCAAACAUGGGUCAGCAGCCGAGCGGGAGCGCCAGGCUUCCCCGGACCCCACUGCUCAGCUCCCCCUGGUCCCCCGGGGUGGGGGCACCCCCAAGGCUCCCACCCUGGAGCCCUCGCCCCCAGAGGAGAACAAGGAGGGCAGUGACCUGAGGCCUGUGGUCAUCGAUGGGAGCAAUGUGGCCAUGAGCCACGGGAAUAAGGAGGUGUUCUCCUGCCGGGGCAUCCUCCUGGCGGUGAACUGGUUUCUGGAGCGGGGCCACACAGACAUUACGGUAUUUGUACCAUCCUGGAGGAAGGAGCAGCCUCGACCUGACGUGCCCAUCACAGACCAGCACAUCCUGCGGGAACUGGAGAAGAAGAAGAUCCUGGUGUUCACCCCGUCGCGCCGGGUGGGCGGCAAGCGCGUGGUGUGCUAUGACGACCGCUUCAUCGUGAAGCUGGCUUUUGAGUCCGACGGCGUCGUGGUCUCCAAUGACACGUACCGGGACCUCCAGGGCGAGCGGCAGGAGUGGAAGCGCUUCAUCGAGGAGCGGUUGCUCAUGUACUCCUUCGUCAAUGACAAGUUCAUGCCCCCUGAUGACCCCUUGGGCCGUCACGGGCCAAGCCUGGACAACUUCCUGCGGAAGAAGCCACUCACAGCCGAGCACCGGAAGCAGCCGUGUCCCUAUGGGAGGAAAUGCACCUAUGGGAUCAAAUGCCGGUUCUUCCACCCAGAGCGGCCCAGCCGCCCCCAGCGCUCUGUGGCUGAUGAGCUCCGUGCCAGUGCCCUCCUCUCACUCCCUAGGGCCCCGAGCAAGGAGAAGAGUGGCCGGCGGCCUUCACCUUCAUCCCAGCCCGGCUCUCUGCCGGCAGAGCAUGAGCAGGGCAGCCUAGAUGGGAAGAAGCUGGGAGCCCGGGCAUCGCCAGGGCCGCACCGAGAGGGUCUGACACAGACCUUCGCCCCAGCGGGCAGGAGCCUCCCACCUAGCGGGCGCAGCGGCAGCAGCUUUGGGCCCGCAGACUGGUUCCCACAGACGCUGGAUUCUCUCCCAUACAACUCCCAAGAGUGCCUGGACUCAGGCAUCGGCUCCCUGGAGAGCCAGAUGUCAGAACUGUGGGGGGUCCGAGGAGGAGGCCCUGGAGAACCCAGCCCGCCUCGGGGCCCUUAUGCUGGCUACGGCCCCUACGGGGCCGAGCUCCCGGCCACUCCAGCCUUCCCUACCUUUGGACGGGCCGUGGGUGCCGGCCACUUCAGUGUCCCUGCUGACUAUGCCCCGCCGCCAGCUGCCUUUCCACCCCGAGAGUAUUGGUCUGAGCCGUACCAGCUGCCCCCACCCACCCCAGUCCUGCCGGAGCGGCAGGUGCCAGGCCCAGGGGCCGACCGGGGCCCGUGGGCCGGGGCCGGGAGCCUAGCCAAGGAGCGAGCCAGUGUGUACAUCAAGCUGUGCGGGGUGUUUCCCCCGCACCUGGUGGAGGCCGUGAUGGGGCGCUUCCCUCAGCUCCUGGACCCCCAGCGGCUGGCUGCUGAGAUCCUUUCUUACCAGCCCGGGCACCCCAGCGAGUGACCCAGCCGUGCGGCUGCCAGCCCUAAGGCUGGACAGAGGGAGGAGUAAAGUAGGGAAGGGAACCCACAAACCAAAGAUACUGUAGGAUUGGUCCUGGCCCACCCGGCACCUGGAGCCGGCUGCCGAGUGGGGCAGGAACGAUCGCCCUGUUGAUGCACAUUGUAUCUGUAGUUUAAGGAGACGCCGCCUUAAAGGCGUCAGUCCGUGGCUGAAGCCCAAACCCUUCUUUCUCUCAGAGGGCGGGGAGGGAGGUGGUGGGGAGCAGAGGCCUGGGCUGGGGGCCCUGCGCACGACCCCCCACCUCCGCCCCACCCCUGGGAUGCCGGCCUCGGCUGGCUAGUUAGGCACUGUGUGCCUGCCCUCCAAGGGCCCCUCCUGUACGCCAAUGAGGCCUCAUCAGUGCUCUCGCAGGGCACCGGGCCUCAUGUUAGUAAGCAAGAUGCUUCUUAAUAACCCACCUUCUGACCCACUCUGUUCGCAGCGCCCUUGCCCCCGCGGGGGGUGGGGUGGGGGGGAGCGGGCCAAGGGCCCUCUGUCCCUACCC
Messenger RNA from Panthera uncia (snow leopard), 3273 nucleotides. RefSeq names its product zinc finger CCCH-type containing 12A (gene ZC3H12A). The record is from RefSeq and is a predicted model, not a curated record. Bases 981 to 2729 code for a protein of 582 amino acids. Gene Ontology annotation, molecular function: mRNA binding; RNA endonuclease activity. Gene Ontology annotation, biological process: 3'-UTR-mediated mRNA destabilization; nuclear-transcribed mRNA catabolic process, RNase MRP-dependent. The transcript has 6 exons. Gene Ontology annotation, cellular component: nucleus; cytoplasmic ribonucleoprotein granule. Lineage: Eukaryota; Metazoa; Chordata; Mammalia; Carnivora; Felidae.